Molecule: messenger RNA, 402 nt
Organism: Drosophila mauritiana
Lineage: Eukaryota; Metazoa; Arthropoda; Insecta; Diptera; Drosophilidae
Product: glycine-rich RNA-binding protein GRP1A
Exons: 1
Coding region: 34-345 (103 amino acids)
Source: RefSeq, a predicted model, not a curated record
GCUUCGAUUGCAGAAAGUGUUUGAUCGUCCAAUAUGAAACAGUACCUGGUGCUUGCCCUCGUCUUCGCGGCCAUUCUGGCCAUGAUCAGCGCCCAUCCUCUGGAGGAACAAAAGAUCACGCUGGAAGAUGCUGAAGCACAGCAGGGAAUCGAUGAUGGCACUGGAGUUAGGGCCGCUCGUCACUUUGGCGGCUUUCGCCGCGGAGGAUACUGCUGUGGAGGAGGCGGUGGCUACCGCCCUGGUGGAUUCGGUGGCGGUGGCGGAUAUCCCAGAGGUGGAUUUGGCGGAGGCAGUGCAUCAGCAUCGGCGUCAGCUUCAGCCAGUUCCAGUUGGGGACGUAAAUAAAAAUAGUUAAUCAUUGUGUAUAUGAGGCAAAAAUAGACAAAAGUCAAGAAACGAAAA